AAUCCAGCGAAAAAACGUGUUUUGGUGCGGUUCGUCUGUGGAUUCAUCCUUUUUCCGGGCCCUUUAUCCGGUGAAACAGGAUCAAAAAUGGCUCUGAAGGCUUUGAAAUGUCGCGGAUCCAAGCGGGUGAAGGCUUCGCUGCGUUACAAAGUAAUCAAGAAGAUCGCCGAAAGUAAGCGCAAGAAGGCGAAGGAAGCGAGAAAGUUGCCGAAGCUGAAGAGCAAGAAACAGAAGCUGAUCCAGGUACCAAACAUCUGCCCGUUCAAGAAAGAGGUCCUGGAGGAUGUGGAGCAGUACAAGCAGCAACAGGAGGAGCUUCGAUUGAAGCAAAAGGAGCAACAAAAGCAACUGCGCCAGGAUGCGCUCCGCUCCAAAACACUCCAGUCCAUGGUGGCCGAGGCCGAGAAGCGAACGGAUCAGUUCGGUGAUGGUCAGGAGCAGGCACAGGAAGAAGAGGAGUACGCUAACUUCAACACACAGGGCAAAGAAAAUUCGCUGAAGGCGUACUUCAAGGAGUUCAAGAAGGUUAUCGAUGCCGCCGACGUCAUUCUCGAGGUGGUCGAUGCCCGUGAUCCACUCGGGACGCGUUGCCUGGAGGUGGCCAAAAUUGUGCGUGAAGCACCGGGGCAAAAGCGGCUCGUGCUGAUCCUCAACAAAGCCGAUCUGGUGCCACGGGAGAAUCUGGAACGCUGGAUGAAGUACCUGCGCCGCAGCGGUCCCGUGAUUCCGUUCAAGGCUACCACCCAAACGCAAAAGUCAAACAUUGGCCAGAAGAAGUUUAAGGCGUCCAAAAACUUUGACUGUUCCCCUUGCAUCGGUGCUGAUCUGCUGAAGGAGCUGCUGGCCAACUACUGUCGUAGCGAUAAGCUGCGCACAUCGAUCCGUGUCGGUGUGGUGGGAUUGCCGAAUGUUGGCAAAAGCUCGCUCGUCAACUCGCUGAAGCGUAAGCGGGCCUGCAUGGUCGGGGCGAAGCCGGGUGUCACGAAGCAGAUGCAAGAAGUACAGAUCGAUUCACACGUCAAGCUACUGGACAGCCCGGGUAUUGUGUUCCAGCGCCCGAAGGAACAGGACCAGAACCGAUUCUUUGCCCUACGGAACGCCCAGAAAGUGACCGAGAUCCAGGAUCCGUUUCCACUGGCCGUGGACAUACUGAAGCGCGGUACGAUGAUGUAUUUCUGCAAGCUGUACAACAUAAGCGAGUUCCACACGCCGGACGAGUUUCUUGCUAAGAAAGCCAUUCGCAUGGGAGCACUAGCGAAGAAGGGUGUGCCGGAUGUACGUAAAGCGGCCCGUUCACUGAUCGAAGACUGGAACAGUGGCAAAAUCAAGUACUGCACGCAUCCCCCGGAGGAAAACGCCGACGAAGUGCAUCUCGAUGCUCAGCUUGUGAAGCCUUCCGAGAGUGGAGAGGAAGUGCCUGAGUUCAAUCUCGAUCAGCUGGACGCAAUCGUGGCCCAGCUAGGCGAUCAGUAUGAGGCGAGCUUUGCCCGGACCGAUGCAAUGGAUGAGGAUGGUGUGAAGAAGGAGGACAUUCUUACGAUGGAAAUCGAUACGGGCGGACCGGUUAGAAUGGAGCUUUCGAAAGAUGAUACCCGUAAUCGGGCUAUCGAAAAGAUGCUCGCCACCGAAGGUACGAUUAUCGAACGAGAGGAAACCAAGGGUGAUGGAAAGAGCCGCAAACGCAAGGUAAACGAUUACGCCGAAGAGGAGAAAAAGUUCCGCAAAGAUCCGAUGUUUGCACUCGAUGGCAACCAGACGACCAACCGGAAUCUGAAGCAACAGCUGAAGAAGCGCAAGAAGCAGCAAAACAAACAGGAACAGGAAGAAGCCAUGUCCGAUACAGAGAAGCAAGAUUACGAUUUUAAGGAGGAUUUCGAUAUGGAUCAGGAGUGAAUAACGAAAACCAAUAUAGCAUCGUUAUUAAUGAGUAAAAUCUUUAAUUCGACUUGUUCGAUUGAAAUAAAAACGGUAAAGACCAAUAAAAAAAAA
Messenger RNA from Anopheles aquasalis, 1989 nucleotides. It is a transcript of the gene Ns1, whose product is annotated as Nucleostemin 1. Gene Ontology annotation, molecular function: GTP binding. NCBI's taxonomy places the organism in Eukaryota, Metazoa, Arthropoda, Insecta, Diptera, Culicidae. Gene Ontology annotation, cellular component: nucleolus. The record is from RefSeq and is a predicted model, not a curated record.